UAGUGUUGCUUCUCAACAGAGCCACUGGAAGACUGAGUUAAAGAGGGUUGAGGCCGAGAGAAACGGAGGAAGAAACCAUGUUUUAAGUCAAUGCCUUGUCAUGGGUCUCACCAUGCACCCUUACUCUCUGUGUUACCAUAUGGUAUUAAGACGUCAGGAUUCUCCUCCGCUGUCUGUGAGUUCUUUAUUAAUUCCACACUGAGCUGGCAUCAUUUCCUCUGCACUUAGUUGGACAUGAACAAAAUCAUGAUUUCAAACGAAUCAUGUCACAACACCACCUGCAAUGACACUCUCACGGUGAACGGCAAUGGCAAGCCAGUGACGAGCAUCCUCAUGUUUCUGGCCGGCGUGGUGGGAAACCUCCUGGCUCUCUUCAUCCUCUGCGUGCACCAGAAGGAGCAUCGCUCCCGGUCGUCCAUCUUCUGCAUCCUGGUGACCGGCCUGGUUCUCACCGACCUGCUGGGUACCUGCCUCCUCAGCCCGCCUGUGUUCAUCUGCUAUGCCCGCAACAUGAAGCUGAUCAGUCUGGGGGGGCAAAGUGUGUGCAACAUCUUUGGCUUUGCCAUGAGCUUCUUCGGCCUGGCGCCCACGCUCGUUCUGUGUGCCAUGGCCGUGGAGCGCUGCCUGGCCAUCAGCCACCCUUACUUCUACUCUGUGCACAUUCGCCCCAGCUUUGCAAAAUUCACUCUUGUCUUUAUUUACCUCUUCUCGUUGGCCUUCUGCUUCCUGCCGUACACCGGCUUCGGCAAAUUCAGACAGUAUUCUCCUGGGACAUGGUGCUUCAUCGACAUGGACGCCACCCAUGACGACCAGGCCAACCAAUUGUUGCUGGCCUUCUCUCUGUCCUACUCUUCCCUCAUGGCGCUGCUGAUCCUUGCAGUGUUUGUGUGCAACGGCUCGGUGAUCGUCAGCCUGUGCCAGAUGCACCGGAGCCACAGGAUACGGCGCGGCUCGGUCGGGUCGACCGGGAGGAGGAAGAGGCUGAGCCUGGCCUGGUUCGGACAGGGUGAGGAGGAAAUGGACCAUCUGGUGCUGCUGGCGCUCAUCACCGUCAUCUUUGUGGUCUGCUCGCUUCCGCUCACUAUCGCAGGCUUCAUCAACGCCAUUCACCCAUUUUCCAGCGACGCGGAGAACCUCACAGCCUUCCGCUUCUACGCCCUCAACCCCAUCGUGGAUCCAUGGGUCUUCAUCAUCUGCCGCAAGUCUGUGUUUCGCCACCUCAGCUCACUGCUGAGCUGCUGCUUCAGCAAAGGAGCCGUGAAGACAACAACACACUGCGCUCUGUCGUUACCCCUUGACAAUCACAUGCAUCACAACCCCCCAGAUGUGACAGUCUCACAGUCCGUGUACUCCAGUUUACCUCUGUGACCGAAAUCCUUGGCUGGGGGUCGGGGGGGACUUUCAAAUCCGAAACACAUCGGGGACAAUUCGUGAAAUAACAUUUUCACAAGGAAGUUCACAGCCGUCACAGUUUCUCCAUGAACCAACAUUGGAGAAAGUAUUGCACAAGGUCUUAGAUAUUUCUCGGCGAGUUGUUCCAUUAAACAAACAACACUGUAACUUAUCACUAUGGAACACGUCAAACCAUAUCAUGCCCAUGAAUCAUAUACUGUAAAAUCAGACUAUAUGCACUCGGGUAAAGCUCUAUGGGUACAAAAUAUGCAUGCAUACUGUCUUCUUUUUUCUCUCUAUCAAUCCGCCUUUGCCUUGGGACACAGCCACAUGACUCCAGGAUGAUGGACUCACCUCAUCUACAGCAUCUUUGAACCCAGCGACACUCGACAUGAAGAUGACCUGCAGCUUGUUUCAGUACCAGUCUUCACAACACGAUAAUCCAUUCCCACCGACCAGAGUUAUAAUGUGAGUGUCAUCCAAAAGAGAGACACGUAUUUUAUUAAUUUAAAGUUGUCAUUAUUUUGCAAAGCCACUGAUAUAUUUGUAUACAACAAGAAGGGGUACAAAUCCAAAAAUGAAACACUUGAACAAACGAAACGAAAACCACUUUAAGUAACAGCAACCAUCUUUGAGAAAAAUGUACCUGAUAAUUUUGUACUUUGGUCCAUGUCCCAUGUGCUAACAUCGAAGAGGCAGAAUUUUUUUAAUCUAUAUUACAGUCAGCCACCAGGUGGCGAUACAGAUUUGGCUUCACUUUGAGGGAGCUUCUAUGUCGUCCAUUUUACCUGUAUCUAACAGGUACGAUGUUGACAAUGUUCACCAUCUUACUUUAGUGUGUUUACAUACUGACAUAAUUAGGAGUAAACAAAGUAAAGGGAGUCUGAUGGGAAUGUUGCUCACCGGAGGUACGUAAUGAACCAAUGGAAUGGAUGCAUGUGAAUCCACUUAACUCGAUGAUGGUGCUAAAUUAAUCGUUAUGAGGUUAGCAAAGUUAGCACAAUAUAUAAAUCCCCAUAUCAAUGAACCAGAUCUCUGCACAUUAGACGUCAAAACAUUUCACUCAAACCCAUGAAGAUCAACCUCAUGCAUGGGCUCCAGCUGUGUUACAUUUACAUUGUUCCUGUGAAAGGGAUCUUGGAAAUCUUCCUUUUGCUUAUCACCUAUGAAACAUGGUACGGGUUGUUUUUUGCUGAAAAAGAAUAAAUUAUCAAGAUGUACCCUGACAGACUGACAGACAGCAUUGACCUCUUACUGCCGGAAGUUCCACCUGCAGCACAGCCUGCCACUAUGAAAAAACAAUAUGAUUACAUGCAGUUCAUUAUAAGGGGCCUAGGUGUAAGAUGGGCCUUUGUCUUUCUAAAUUAUAACCUCUGUCCUUUAGGUCUAAAUUCAGGACUUUUCCAAACUGUGUCUGGGAAUUGAGUUAUUCAGGUUUAAAAGUCUCAAAAUAAAUUCCUGUUUGUGUCCAGCUCAUCAUAUCAUUGUAUUGCAUGAACAUUGGAUUGCACCUCACUGAUAUCUAAGCUACCUGUGAUGAUCGUCCGUGAAUGUUCUUAUAAUAGCCACUUGCUUUCAAGAAAAAAGAAACUGCUGCUGCAAAAUGCACUGAAAAUGAAUCUUUUGUUGUCGUGACCAAUGCCGUGUCCGCAUUUAGAUGUAUGAAUGUAUGUACUUUUGCUUUUUCACCGUGCUGUGAUGUCGUGCAUCCUCAUGAUUGUGCUGGAUUGUGAUUCAGUUGAGUGUGGAGAUAAUGCUGACAACAGACGGGGUGUUUAAAUUUUUUCCAGAUGUGUUGCGCUUUACAGUCUUCGACGCUCAGUCACGUGUGACCCGGCAUAAAUCAGAUACUUAUCACUUGCACAUUUUGUUCUUCGGGGGGAUACAUUAUUGAGAUUUUUAUCCAUUGUAAUAAAGAAAUACAUUUUAUUGUAAAAAGUAUGGUACACAUUUUGUUCAUGUAAAAUAAAAUAUUGAAAGAAA
This is a messenger RNA of Pleuronectes platessa (European plaice), 3375 nucleotides long. RefSeq names its product prostaglandin I2 receptor (gene ptgir). Gene Ontology annotation, biological process: adenylate cyclase-activating G protein-coupled receptor signaling pathway; inflammatory response; positive regulation of cytosolic calcium ion concentration. Bases 235 to 1368 code for a protein of 377 amino acids. The transcript is spliced from 3 exons. Lineage: Eukaryota; Metazoa; Chordata; Actinopteri; Pleuronectiformes; Pleuronectidae. Gene Ontology annotation, molecular function: thromboxane receptor activity; prostacyclin receptor activity. Gene Ontology annotation, cellular component: plasma membrane. The record is from RefSeq and is a predicted model, not a curated record.